Messenger RNA from Sorex araneus (European shrew), 1524 nucleotides. RefSeq names its product 2'-5'-oligoadenylate synthase-like protein 2. Gene Ontology annotation, cellular component: membrane; cytosol; nucleoplasm. Lineage: Eukaryota; Metazoa; Chordata; Mammalia; Eulipotyphla; Soricidae. Gene Ontology annotation, molecular function: 2'-5'-oligoadenylate synthetase activity; double-stranded RNA binding; protein binding. The transcript has 6 exons. The record is from RefSeq and is a predicted model, not a curated record. Bases 1 to 1524 code for a protein of 507 amino acids. Gene Ontology annotation, biological process: defense response to virus; negative regulation of viral genome replication; regulation of ribonuclease activity.
AUGGAGCCCCGGCAGGAUCUGUACAACACUCUGCCAGAGGACCUCGGUGACUUUGUGGAGGAGAGCCUCGUGCCCGACGAGGAGUGGGAGAGGGACGAGCAGGAUGCCUGGCACCGAUGUGCCACUUUCUUAAAGGAUCACUGCUUCCAGGGUCAGCUGGUGGCAGGCCAAGAGGUCCGGGUGCUGAAGGUGAUGAAGGGUGGCUCCUACGGAAAGGGGACAUCACUGAAACACACCUCCGACGUGGACUUGAUCCUAUUCCUGAGCUGUUUCUCCAGCUUCCAAGACCAGGCAGACCUCCGUAAGGAAAUCAUUGAUUUCAUCAAGAAGAAAGUGGAACACUGCAGCCAGAGUUUGGCCUACAGCAUCUCUGUGAUUCCCUACUGGGGCAGGAACCCCCGCUCCCUGGCCAUCCAGGUCCAGGCCAAGAAGAACAGCAAUGUCAUCAAAGUGGACGUGCUCCCGGCCUUUGACGUUCUGGGAAAUGCCUCCCCAGACUCUAAUCUGCCACAGGAAAUCUUUGAAAAAUUAAUAAACUUCGAAGGCUCCCCUGGGGAGUUCUCCUCCAGCUUCACGGUCUUGCAUCGACACUUUGUGAGAACUCGCCCCGUAAAGGUCAAGAACCUCCUGCGGCUGGUGAAACACUGGUGGUACCUGCAGCAUAAGAAAUACAAACGUGUAAAAGUGGCCUUGCCUCCCAAAUAUGCCCUGGAGCUGCUGACCAUCUACGCCUGGGAAACAGGCACCGACGAAAGUGAGAAUUUCGACCUAGCUGAAGGCUUUAAAGCAGUGAUGAAGCUUGUUCGAGAUUACAAUAAUAUCUGCAUCUACUGGACCAAGUACUAUAACUUCCAAAAUGAGGCUGUCAGUAUAUUUAUCAAAGAAAAGCUGAAGGAAGAAAGGCCCGUGAUCUUGGACCCUGCAGAUCCCACCAACAACCUGGGGAGAGGAAAGAGCUGGGAUGUGAUGGCCAAAGAGGCUGCCUACACCCUGCAACAGGACUGCUGCAGCACCGUGGACCCGUGGCCAGUGCGAGCCGCAAGAGACGUUCAGGUGAAAGUGGAGGUGCCAGGUAAUUGGGUCUUGAUGCUCAUGGUGGACCCCUACAGACCCAUCUGGAAGAUGAAAAAGAGCAUCGAGGAGAUGUGGCACCCCAGCGGGCAGCAGCGGCUCUCCUUCCAGGAGCCCGGAGAAGAGCGGAAAGAACUCAGCAACUUCAAGACACUGGCGGAUUACGGGAUUUUUGCCAGGGUGACAGUCUCGGUUCUGGUGACAGAGCCUGGGGAGAUCCAGGUCUUUGUGAAGGACAGCAGCGGCCGCAGCAAGCCCUAUGCGGUCUACCCCGAUGACUCCAUCUCUGACCUGAAAGAGAAGAUUGAGGAGGCAGGGGGACCCCCGGCAGAGGACCAGAUACUCAAGUUCCCAGGCCACAAAGUGCGUUAUAGUAGCAAUCUCUCAGAACUGCAGGUCCAAGACGGUGACACCUUCCGGCUAUUCAGGAUAGGGACUAGUAAUCUAUCCUGA